AUGGUUCAUGUGUAUCUGACAGAGGCGUGUAUGUGUGUGGAUAUAGAUAUAGAUAUAGAUAUAUAUAAUGUGCAUCUACCCCAGCUUUCUCCACAGGACUCAUGUCAAGGGUCCCAUUCAAGACUGGAACUGAUUGUAAUUCACCUACCAUCAAACACUUCUUCUAUUAUGGCUGCUAACGCUUUGGCAAAUGAUACUUCCACUCUUAAUAUGGUGGACACCGCAUACGAACUCUUCUGCACAGUCGGUGUCAUGAUCCUAACUCCUGCUAUUGGCAUGUUCUACGGCGGUACUUUGAAACGGAAAAACAUCAUCCAGAUCCUCAUGCAAUCCUACCUGGUGACAGCCGUUAUUUCUUUACAGUGGUUCUUUUUGGGUUACUCGUUGGCAGUUUCAACUUCGUCAUCUCAUGUCAUGGGCAACUUAUCCCUAGGUGCAAUUCCAAAUCUCGGAAUGGGCCCCUACUUUGAAGGUGGUACCAUACCUUCGAUUGUAUACUUUACCUUUUCUGCAUUCUUCCCCAUAGCAACUGUCCAGAUUUUCGUUGGUGCCAUUGCAGAGCGUUCUCGUUUGCUACCGUCAUUAAUUCUCGGCUUUCUCUGGACAACAGUCGUCUAUUGCCCUCUUGCAUACUCCACUUGGAACGGUAAUGGAUGGUUGUUGAAUCUCGGUGCUUUGGAUUUUGCCGGGGGAGGCCCGGUCCAUAUUGCUUCAGGUAUAACGUCAUUAACAUACUCUUAUUUUAUUGGCCCACGUAAGGUUUGGAAAAACAAAGGAGCUGAACAUGAACCGGAGAACACAAUCAUCACCUUCAUUGGUGUCUCGUUUAUUUGGUUUUCUUGGCUUUGUUUCAAUUCCGGCACUCUAGGUGCCGUCAAUGUUCGUACCGGUUAUAUCUUGACAAACACUCAGUUGGCUGCUUCUGCUGCUAUGGUCUCCUUUGUAGCAGUGGAUUACGCCUUUACAAGAAAAUGGUCUCUGAUUGCAGCUUGCGAAGGAGCUGUUUCUGGCCUAGUUAAUAUAACCCCAUCUUGUGGAUUUUAUACACCUUACUGGGCAGUCAUCACUUCGAUAUUUGUGGGUGCUGUUUGCAGAUUGUGCUACAACUUUAACGAAGCUUCCCACAUCGAUGACACCACUCGGUCUUUUGUCAUUCAUGGAAUUGGUGGUAUACUUGGAUCGAUUUGUUUGGGAGUGUUUGCUUCGCCAACAAUUGCUGCGACUGACGGAGCAACUGUCAUUGAGGGCGGCUGGAUCUAUCAUCAUUGGAAACAAAUGGGAUACCAAUUUGCAGGUUGGGUAUCUAUAAGUGUGUGGUCUGCAGGUGCUACCUACAUCUUAUGCUUUAUAAUUGACAAAAUACCAGGUUGUCAAAUGAGAGCAGAUGAUGAAAUCGAAAAUAUUGGUACUGACAUCUUCGAGAUGGCCGAAAGAGAUCCGUUAUGUUUCUUAAGCUUGGACCGGAAUACUAACAACGAUAUCGAAGUUGGAUCUUCUGGAGAGCUAAAGAACAAUGAGGAAAAGGGUAAAUUGGGUGUGGCAGUCUAUGAGGUAUAA
This is a messenger RNA of Pichia kudriavzevii, 1557 nucleotides long. RefSeq lists its product as uncharacterized. The record is from RefSeq and is a predicted model, not a curated record. Gene Ontology annotation, molecular function: ammonium channel activity. Gene Ontology annotation, cellular component: plasma membrane. Gene Ontology annotation, biological process: ammonium transmembrane transport. Bases 1 to 1557 code for a protein of 518 amino acids. NCBI's taxonomy places the organism in Eukaryota, Fungi, Ascomycota, Pichiomycetes, Pichiales, Pichiaceae. The transcript has a single exon.